AUGACAGACUUUGAAGAGAAACUGAUCAAAUCUCCUGAACCUUCCUUGGAACAGUUGGUCGACAGAACUAAGUUUAUGCUUCCAAGGUGGUGCAAGAGCAGAAGCCUCCAGUCAGUACUAGCUGCUGAAGACACCGGAGAAGCAGAGAGGGAGGUAUUGAAGAUGAAGGUUGAAGAGGCCACAGCAGAUGCUAUCCCAGAAGCGAAAGAAGUACCGGAAGCGAAAGAAGUACCAGAAGCAAUCCAAGCAAUAAAAGAUACCUACGAUCCUAAAACAAUCGAAAUCGGAUCAGACUUCAAACCUGAACUUAGACAGGAUCUUCAAGAAUGCAUCAAAAGAAAUUCAGAGGUAUUUGCCUGCUGGAGCUACGCUGACAUUGCCAGGAAAUCGCGAUUCAAUAGCAGGAAGCAAGCAGAGCACUUCAUUCCUACUGAUCCAAACGUUAAACCGGUUAAACAGAAAAGGAGAAGGGUCAGACCAGAAUGGCAGGAUAAGAUCAAAGUUGAAGUCCAGAAGCAAUUAGAUGCAGGAUUCCUAGAAGUAGUUCACUAUCCGGAAUGGUUGGCUAAUAUAGUCCCGGUGCUAAAGAAGGAUGGGAGGAUAAGGGUCUGUAUCGACUAUAGGAACCUGAACAAAGCCUCGCCUAAGGAUGACUUUCCACUUCCGCACAUAGAUGUUUUGAUCGACAGUACUGCCGGAAUGGGAUGUUAUUCUAUCAUGCGGAUUCUCCGGGAUACAACCCAAAUAUUGAUGGCUUUAGUAGACAAGGCCACCAAAAAAAAGACUUGCAUUCACCACGGAUUCGGGGACCUUUUGCUAUAG
Molecule: messenger RNA, 822 nt
Organism: Jatropha curcas
Lineage: Eukaryota; Viridiplantae; Streptophyta; Magnoliopsida; Malpighiales; Euphorbiaceae
Source: RefSeq, a predicted model, not a curated record